CUCCCUGCAACACUGCCCUUGUGCCGCUGUGCGCUUUUGCACUUUCUCCUUUGUAGCCAUGAACGACACUGUGAAGUCCCCUUUCGUCAUGAUCUUCCACCUCCCAAUCAUCUCGGACGUCCGCCACCACUGCGAGGUUUACGGUCGAGGUCAAGGUAGCUCAGGUGGUAUUGGUGGUGGUUGCGGUCGAUAGUCCACGUGAAUCACUAUCAGCACUAUGUGCUCAUUUGAAGAGGUACUGAAGAGACCGAUUACCCAUUCGCAAUUACUUGGCAAGAAAGAGAGAUGCCAAGCCAGUUCGAAAGCUUCUUGCAAGGAGCACUUCAAGCUGCUCGGGCAGUUGUCUCCACAUGCACGCCGUUGCAUGCUAGACAGUCUGACAGAAGCACAGCGAUGCACGCUGGAACGCUGGAUCUUGCGGCGAAAGUCAAUGCGUUCAUCGAAGGACAUGGCACGUAUGGCGCGACGGAGGGUUCAAUCUACAAGCUGGCAGGCUGCCAAAGGCCCAGGCUUCGGCAUUCACAGGCACCGAAGAGCAGGGCGAAUAGCAUACCGGGCCGGGGUGAACAUUGGACCACUUCGGCUCCAUAGCGUGUAUUACGCUGACAUGACGAAGGCGCAAAGUGUUCUGGAGGUGAUGUUGCGCAUUCAGCAAAAGAUUCGCCAGGAGUUGGCACACACCAAGCGCUUCGAAGGAGGACUUGGGGGCUGGAAACAUGUCUUGGUUCUUACACCGCAGAAGCACAGAGCCAUGCACGUCUUGAACAUGUUGAAAUGGCAGGAGUCUCCAAGUGUGGCAGACUUGAGGCCGACAAGCCGAUUCACAUGUUUGAAAACCGAAAGCUCGGAGCAAUUUGGUGCGCGAGGCGGCUUUUCGAUCUGCCCUGCAUUCGCUUUCAGAUCCGUUGCAUUGCACAGCUGA
Messenger RNA from Cladocopium goreaui, 922 nucleotides. The record is from the annotation of a GenBank genome assembly. NCBI's taxonomy places the organism in Eukaryota, Dinophyceae, Suessiales, Symbiodiniaceae.